This is a messenger RNA of Corythoichthys intestinalis (scribbled pipefish), 4453 nucleotides long. RefSeq names its product probable G-protein coupled receptor 141 (gene gpr141). NCBI's taxonomy places the organism in Eukaryota, Metazoa, Chordata, Actinopteri, Syngnathiformes, Syngnathidae. The coding region runs from base 128 to 1084 and encodes 318 amino acids. Gene Ontology annotation, biological process: G protein-coupled receptor signaling pathway. The record is from RefSeq and is a predicted model, not a curated record. The transcript has 2 exons. Gene Ontology annotation, cellular component: membrane. Gene Ontology annotation, molecular function: oxysterol binding; G protein-coupled receptor activity.
CUACCGAACAAGGAGUUGAUCAAUUACAGAAUCAUUUCUCGGUUGAAGCAGGCGAUCACUCGUAUCUGAGCAGCGGAGGAAACAAACACGGACACCUCAUGUGCUUUCAUUCUUGACGAACCAAAAGAUGACCUCAACACCAAUGAACACCACUUCAUCAGCUGUCACACUGACCACACCAAUGAACACCACUUCAUCAGCCGUCGCACUGACCACAUCCGCCCAAAAUAAAAGCACGGGAAACCGGGAAGAUGACGAGUACCAUACUCUCCUAGCUGUCAUCUACACGACGGUUCUGCUCAUCGGCACCACUAGCCUGAGUAUCACCAUCCACUUCAUGAAGUCGAGGACAUUUUCCACCACCUCCGUUGCUGUUGUCAACCUCAUAUUCGCGCACUUUCUGUUCCUUCUCACCGUGCCCUUUAGGAUCUAUUAUCACGUGGCUCAGGAGUGGAGCCUUAACUUGAGCUGGUGCAAAGUGGUCAGCAGCAUGGUCCACAUCCACAUGUACAUAUCUUUUGGCAUCUACAUAGUCAUCCUCGUCACACGCCUCAUGGUGUUUUACCGCGAUUCUGAGCAGCUGCCGUCUUCGCGCAGGAUUUACGCGCGCGUUGCCAGCGUGAUGUUAUGGAUGAUCGUGCUCAUGAUCGUCACCUACAUCAUCUACUUUCACUACGGCAAGUCCAGCAAUGACACCAGUUUGCAGUGUUUCAGAUUUGGAAGAGAAAUAGAAUCUCCUGCCCCCAGGGUGAUAAACUACAUCAUCAGUACUUUGUUCAUAAUAGUGGCCGUUUCGCUGACCGGUCUCCAAGCCUACGUCCUGUGCCUUCUAUACAGGAAGCAUCAUCAGUGUUGCACGUCACAACAGGACUUCGGGGCUCAACAGAAAAGUCUUACCUUCGCCCUCGUCAUGGUUGUGUGUUUCAUCCCGUACCACAUAUUCCGACUGUAUUACUUGGAACACCGUGAGCUGGAGAAUCUCAAUGAGGUUUUUCUGAGCUUAACCACCUUUAACUGCUUGGACAUGCUCGUUCUCUUCAGAAGAAGGGCGUGCUUAGUGUGCCUCCCGGGAAAGUCUAUUUAAUCAACAUGUCUGCAGAUUCUUGUAAUUUUGCAUCAUGAGAAAUCUUACACAACGACAAAUUUAGUUAAAUAAGACAAUCAGUUGCUCUUUUACUUGUGUCCAAGCUUAAGUUUACCUGCUUAAUUAUUCUGUUUCUAAUCAGAAUCUAUGGAUCUGUGUAAAAAAAUACAGUGGUAUCUCUACUUACAAUAUUAAUUGCUUCUGGAAGUAGUUUUGUUACCUGAACAUUCUGUAAGUAGAGACGCGUUUUCCAUGUAAAUGCCUUAAUCCAGGGGUCCCCAAACUUUUUCCUGUGAGGGCCACAUAACUUUUUCCUUCUCUGAUGAGGGGCCGGGGUCAGUUUGUAACAGAAAAAGUGUGACGAUUGCAGGAGUGCCUAAAUGUAAAGAUUUAUUGUUUUUCAGAAAGCCAAAUCAAAUAACCCCUUCUGGAUUUUUUCCCGGAACAAAAUAAAGUAAUAAUAAUAAUGAUAUAAUAUAAUAUAAUUAGUAGGGUUGUUCCGAUCAUGUUUUUUUGCUCCCGAUCCGAUCAUUUUAGUUUGAGUAUCUGCCGAUCCCGAUAUUUCCCGAUCCGAUUGCUUUUUUUUUGCUCCCGAUUCAAUUCCAAUCCAUUUACAUUAUUAACAUUCUUUCUGUGAGAGGGAUCCACGGAUAGAAAGACUUGUAAUUCUUAAAGGAUAAAUGUGACUUUGUAUAUUGUGACUAAAUAUUGCCAUCUUGUGUGUUUGUUGAGCUUUCAGUAAAUGAUACUGUAGCCAUUUAACUUCUGCCCAAAUGCAUGAUGGGAAGUGCAACCAUGACUGUGCGUCGUGGUACCAAUUGAUAUAUCUUCUCUGCGUUGGGAAAUAACAUAGGGUGUUAAGAAAACCCUUUCUUCUCCACAUUGUUUCCCACGAUUAUUCUAAUCAUUGGGAGAGUGAUUGUAAGGCUUUAGCCAUUUAAAAGAAGGCUGCCAAAAUUCUCUUUACUCAUUUUACGCUGCCUUUUAGCUCCAUAUACUGUAUGGGUAAAAUGGCACCAUUAUAGAUUGAACGCGACAAUGCGUGAGUGGGUCGUGCAGCGCAUACGUUAAUUGCGUUAAAUAUUGUGAUAAAUGUAAUAAAUAUUAAUUCUCGCUGUUAACGCGAUACAUUUGAUAACCCUACCUUAAGCUUAAACUAAAGACUCUGGAAGAGUGUAACACAUUAUGUCUGUAACGUUAAAUACAUUUAGAAAACGAUUUAAUUAAAAAAUAUAUAUAUAUUAAAAAAAGGCAUGUCCGAUAUUUUUUUGCCGAUUCCGAUACUUUGUAAAUGACUUGAUUGGACAUCUCUAAUAAUUAGGGCUUUCAAACGAUUACAAUUUUUAACCGAGUUAAUUACAGCUUAAAAAAUAAUUAAUCGUAAUUAAUCGCAAUUCAAACCAUCUAUAAAAUAUGCCGUAUUUUUCUGUAAAUUAUUGUUGGAAUGGAAAGAUAAGACACAAGAUGGGUAUAUACAUUCAACAUACGGUACAUAAGUACUGUAUUUGUUUAUUAUAACAAUAAAUCAACAAGAUGGCAUUAACAUUAUAAACAUUCUCUUAAAGCAAUCCAUGGAUAGAAAGAAUUGUAGUCCUUAAAAGAUAAAUGUUAGUACAAGUUAUAGAAUUUUUAUAUUAAAACUCCUCUUAAUGUUUUCGUUUUGUUACAAUUUGUAAAAUUUUCAAUCAAAAAAUAAACUCGUAGCUCGCCAUUGUUGAUGUCAAUAAUUACACCAUGCUCACUCAUGGUACUAACCCAUAAAAUCAGUUGGACCCAAGCGCCAGCAGAGUAACAAGCGGACAUUACACUGUACUGUCAUUUUAGUCUGUUUGAGCGGGGCAUGUGCGUUAAUUGCGUAAAAUAUUUUAACGUGAAUAAUUUUAAAAAAUAAUUACCGCCCGUUAACGCGAUAAUUUUGACAGCCCUAAAUAUAAUAUACCGUAUUGGCCCGAAUAGAAGACGGCCCUGAUUAUAAGACUCGAGUAUGAAAAAAAGACUUUUUGAACACCAAAUUAAUUUUUAUACAGAAAAUAAUUACAGUACAUCCGAAACAUAUGAUUAUAACAAUAUAUCAGAGAAAAAGCAUGUUAUUUUGCCUCAUUCAAAUCUUAAUAGCUGAACAUUUAAAUAUGUAAACUAAAGUGCAAUCACAUUCGUAAAUGAAUGGCUUCUGGUUUUUGAAAUAAAAACAACAAAAUUACAAUAACUGCAUUAGCCAUCAAAGUGAAGUCUAACUGUAGUCUUGAAACAAAUCUGAAUAAGGAAAAACAUUGCAAUAAAAUAAUGCAAACUGGUUAAACUAAAAAGAGUAGCUGAGAUUUGUCAUGACAGAACAUCGCUUCAAUGACAUCUGGCGCCAUCUAGCGUCGUGAAUGGGUAUAAUGUCUAGACCGCAAAUAUAAGACGACCCCCACUUUUUCAGUCUUAUUUCAAUGCAAAAAAACACUGUCUUAUAUUCGGACCAAUACGGUAAUAUAAUGAUAAAUAAUAACACUAUUAAUUAAAUAGAUUAUAACUAAAUAACCUUCUCUGGGUUCUUCACAGUUCCCGUAGAACACCUGUGGAGAGAUCUGAAAAUGGCAGUUCAGAGAAGGCACACUUCAAAUCUCAGAGACCUAGAGCAGUUGGCCAAAGAAGAAUGGUCUUACAUUCCAGCAGAGCAUUGUGAGAAUCUCAUUGAUGGAUUCCAGAAGGUGUUGUUGGCAGUGAUUUAGUCUAAACGUUGUGCUACCAAGUAUUAGUCUGAGGGUUCCAACAAAAUUACGUUGUUGCUUCAACAGUUUAUUGCAAUAAAGUAAACACAAGGCUCAAAUAUACAGUGUGUGCAAGGUGUUUAUUAUAGAGUUGUUAGAUUAUUACACUUGUUUCUUCUGAAAUGUGUUGAAAUCUUGUUUCUGAGCAUUCGCACAGUAACUUAUGAAAAGGUUUUGUAAAUGCUGAGUAACGUGCGAAGAGAAGUUAGUGAAGAAAUGUCCGGCUGUAUUCUCUUGCCUCAUGUAUUGUGAAGCACUGUCGGAGAUGUUGCGGCACGCUUAUGAGGACUUUGGUAUCUCAGUAUACAAUUUUCUUUUGAGUUUUAAAAAAUAAAACAAAAACAAAAAAUUUAAGACCCUGUUGCUAUACAGACUGAAUUUUUGGAAAUAGAGCCUGGGUGAGUGUAGGCAGCAUCAAGUAAUCUACAAAAAAGUUUUAAGUAUUCAAAAAAAUGUGCAAGUACUCCAAUCUUUUCAUCCGAAUAAUAACAGUUGGGAAUAUGAAUUCGAUCAGCGACCAGCUUCCCUCUCCCUUCUUCUAUAUUAUCUGCUGUUUUACAUAUUUAUAUAGUUUUGGCCAAAUAUGGUCAUGUUAUAGGUUAUAGUACAGUACAAU